AUGUUUGAAAAUAAUAAAUCUAAUCUAAAAAAUACUGAUCAGAAUAAAAAUAAAUUUUUAAAUCUUAAAAAAAUAACCAAUGACAAUAAAAAUAUCUUUGAAGACCAAUCUGGGUUCAAUGAAAUUGGUUUAAAUAAUCAAAUUUCAAAUAAUACUGCUCACAAUUUUAAUGUUUCUUAUAGCAGUAAAAGUUCCUCAAAUAGUUUAGAUUAUAUUAAUUUAUAUAGUGGUUAUACUAAAAUUAUUAAUAUGAAUUUAAAUAAAAAUAAUUGUAAUAAUGAUAAUAAUAAUAAUAAUAAUAUAAAUAAUAAUAACAAUAACAAUAAUAAUAAUAAUAAUAAUAAUAAUAAUAAUAAUAAUAAUAAUAAUAAUAAUAAUAAUAAUAAUAAUAAUAAUAAUAAUUAUGAUAAUAAUAAUAAUAAUAAUAAUUAUGAUAAUAAUAAUAAUACCAAUAAUAAUAAUAACAAUAAUAACAACAAUAAUAAUAAUAAUAAUAAUAAUAAUAAUAAUAAUAAUAAUAAUAAUAACAAUAACAAUAAUAGUAAUAAUAAUAAUGAUGAUGGUUUAAAUGUAAAUAACCCAAUAAACAAAAUUUUUUUAGAUAAAGUCAAAGAUAUAAAUCCUACAGAAAAUAAUAUAAAUAGUUUUGAAAAAUACCAUAAUAGCAAUAAUGGUAUCGAUAGUUUUAUUAAUAGACUGGGCAAUGGUGUUGUUUAUAAUAGUGGCGAUACUAGUAAUGGUUGUAAAAUCGGUAUUAGUGAUAGCAUUAAUAAUGACAGUAAUAGUUAUUAUUUUAAUAAUAAAAAUAAAAAAAAUAAAAUAAAAGAAUAUAGUUUUGAUGAAUAUCAGGUACCAUAUGAUGAUUCAAACAGAAAAAAAAAGAAAAUAUAUACAGAGUUUCAAAUAUCUAAAUUAAAAGAGUACUAUGAAAGCUCUCUUAAUGGUAGAUGCUUAAAUGAAGAAGUUACUAAAAUAGCAAAAGAACUAGAUAUAACUGAUCAACAGGUUCGUGUAUUUUUUAGAAAUAGACGAGCAAGAACAAAAGAGUCAAAUGAAACUUGUUCACCAAGACCAAAUACAACAAUAAAUAAUGAUAAUAAUGGCAAAAACUCUCUUAAAAAAAGUCUCGAUGAUAAUAGUACAACCAAUCAUGAUAGAAUUAAUAACAAUAAUAAUAGUAAUACUAAUAGUAUUUUAAAUAAUAGUAUAAAUAAUAUAGAUAGUUUGAAUAAAAAUAUAAAUAUAAAUAAUAUACAUUAUAUAAAUAAUAUAAAUAAUAUAAAUAAUAUAAAUAAUAUAAAUAAUAUAAAUAAUAUAAAUAAUAUAGAUAAUAUAGAUAAUAUAAAUAAAAAUAUUAGUAGUUUUAAUAAUAGUUUUAAUAAAAUCAAUAACAAUAUUAAUAAUGGUAAUUUUAAUACUACAAAUAUUAAUAAAAUCAAUAUUAGUCCUUGUGAGGUUAGUCAAAAUGAAUCACCUAGACUAUCCAUAAAAUUGCCAUCACCAUUAGGAGGAUUUGGCCAGAAUCAAGAGUUACAAAAAAUAAUUCAUCCAUAUCCCCAAAAUAACUUUCAAUUACCUGUUCUAACCCAAAGCUUUAAUUCCCCUCAACAAAAAGCAUCAUUAAUAUCUACCCAGUUUAAUCAAAAUAUUCAACAAAAUAAUGAUAAAAAUAUUAAUGAAAAAGAAAGAAAUUUACAGCAAUUAAAAGAAUUAGAAAAGCAAAGAAUUCACCAAGAAAGAAAACAUCAAAAGUUAAUAAGAAAACAACAGAAGCUUUUAGAAAAAAUUCAAUCCGAGGAACAAGAAAAUAUAAAGCAAAGCCAUGAUGAAUCAAACAUUGGUUACAUUCAACAAACCCAGCAAAAUAAAACAACAGAUAGGCAAUUGCUUGAGUAUCAAAGGUUUUUACAUCACCAGCGAUAUUUUCAACAGCAACAGCAACAGCAACAGCAACAGCAACAGCAACAGCAACAGCAACAUCAACAACAACAACAACAACAACUUCAUCAAGAAACCAAUAGAUAUAGGCUUUAUCCCCAAGAAAUAAAGCAACCCUCACCAUCUCCGAAAUAUAUCCAAGUUGAACAUGACUCAUAUAAUAAUCAUGUUUUUUUUCAACAAAAUUCAAAUGUAGAUCAAAAAUAUAUGUACCACCAAUUCAUUCAAAAUCAAAAUCAAAAUCAAAAUCAAAAUCAAAAUCAAAAUCAAAAUCAAAAUCAAAAUCAAAAUCAAAAUCAAAAUCAAAAUCAAAAUCAAAAUCAAAAUCAAUCAAUAUAUAAACAACAAAAUAAUAUUUCUCCAAACCCAUUAUUAUCACCUAAUGAGAGAUCAAUAUAUUUUAAACAACAAAACUCUCAUCAGGGUUUUACUUAUCCAUUAUCUUCACCCAAACAAAUACAACCAAAUAUACCAACACUUCCACCAAUCUCUAACCAAUACGACCAACAAAGACAACAUAUUCAACAAAUCUCAAAAGUGCAAACCAAUAGUAAAGUUGAUAGCUUUAUCUUAAUCCCAAUGAACAAUUCCAAAUAUUGCAAACCUGAAGUAAUCGUUAGCAAUUUAAAGAAAGAAGAAAAUGGGUUAAUUAAUUUUUUUUCAGUACCAACAAACUAUAAAGAAUGCAAGGAUCCAGAACAUGAGUCUUUGUGUGGAGAGGGAAAUAUUUUGCCAAUAGGUGAUUUUUAUACAAAUUCAAAAAAAUGUAAAAAGUGUUACACAAGAGCAUACAGAAGAAAAAGUAAAAGCAAAAACAAUGACCAACAAAGUGGGGAAGAAUAA
Dictyostelium purpureum is the source of this 2781-nucleotide messenger RNA. RefSeq lists its product as uncharacterized. Bases 1 to 2781 code for a protein of 926 amino acids. The transcript has a single exon. Gene Ontology annotation, molecular function: zinc ion binding; DNA binding. Gene Ontology annotation, biological process: mitochondrion organization. Gene Ontology annotation, cellular component: mitochondrion. The record is from RefSeq and is a predicted model, not a curated record. Lineage: Eukaryota; Evosea; Eumycetozoa; Dictyosteliales; Dictyosteliaceae.